Messenger RNA from Penicillium arizonense, 486 nucleotides. RefSeq names its product histone H3 family protein. Bases 1 to 486 code for a protein of 161 amino acids. Gene Ontology annotation, molecular function: DNA binding; protein heterodimerization activity; structural constituent of chromatin. Gene Ontology annotation, cellular component: nucleosome. The transcript has 2 exons. The record is from RefSeq and is a predicted model, not a curated record. NCBI's taxonomy places the organism in Eukaryota, Fungi, Ascomycota, Eurotiomycetes, Eurotiales, Aspergillaceae.
AUGGCACGAAAGUCAGCACCAGGCAGCGCACAAAAGGGUCGCAAAACAGCUGCGACAGCUGCCGCAAAUGAGUCACCAAUACAAGCGCGCAAAGCCGCGAAAGGGAAGCAACCCGCAAAGACAGCUGCCGAUGUCCAACCGGGCGACCCAACCCCUACAGGGCGCCGCCGCCGCUACAAACCAGGCACAAAAGCCCUAAAAGAAAUCCGCCAAUACCAACGCGGCUAUGAGCUGCUCAUCGCGAAACUACCCUUUGCCCGCUUAGUCCGUGAAGUGGCGCUCGACCUUCUCCCCGCUGACGUCGGUGCCGAAUUGCGCUGGCAGUCGCAUGCUAUUCAAGCGCUGCAGGAGGCUGCCGAGGCUUUCCUUGUUCAUCUAUUUGAGGAUACGAAUCUUUGCGCAUUGCAUGCUAAGCGGGUUACUAUUAUGCAGAAGGAUAUUCAGCUUGCGAGGAGGAUUCGGGGUGUGUGGGGUGGUUUAGGGUGA